CCACUCCCCAUCCCAUCAAACGUCCUCCCCCUUUGGGCUGCCCGCUGUGUGCACCCUCCGCUAUCCCCUCUCCCCUUCUCCCUCGCUCACUCAGAUUUCUCGCUUCUCGGAAGUGGCAACGGACUAGCGCCUGCCCAUCUCCCCACCAUCACCCCCCCAAUGGCGGGCACUCUUUCCCUCCGCGUCCCCGUGGCGGCGGCAGCCGUGCCGGCCGCCGGCCUGUCUCAGCCCGUCGCGCACUCCCUAAGCCGCGCCGCGCUCGUGCCGCUGCGCGCACGGCAAGCCUCCUCGCUCGCCGCGCCACAGCAGGCCAGGCGCGGUGCCGCAGUGGCGCCGCGCAACGUGGCGAUGGCAGAUUCGCUGACGGGGGUGGAGGAGGAGGGGUCGGCGCGGCCCUCGUACCCGGCGGGCGUGCACCGGUACGAGGCGAUGGUGGUGCUGCGCCCCGACCUCACUGACGACGAACGCGUCGCACUCACCGAGCGAUACGAAGAGUUCCUCGUGGCGGGCGGCGCUCUGGAUGUGGAAAUCUUCAACCGCGGCAUGCAGCCGUUGGCAUAUAGCAUAAAGACAAAGAACAUGGGCGGCGUGAUGAGCCGCUACCUGGACGGCAUCUUCUUCCUCUUCAUCUUCGCCGCCCGCUCAGACGCGCAGGUCAAUCUGCAGCGGCGCCUCAACCGCGACGAUGACGUCAUCCGCUCCAACACCUUCCGCGUCAAGGCGUGACGCGCCCAACCCGCCGCAGGAGCUCUCAAUUUCCACGCAGGAUUCGCUUAUGUGCCAUGCCACUGCCUCUCCUCACUUGCUGCCUCUGGCCUGGGAAUAGUGUCAUGACCGUCUUGCGGUACCCGAGACAACUGUAGUGCCCACUAAGCAUUGUGUUUGCCAGAGCUGAAGUGAUUGUACCUCCAGCAGUCUCUGAAAUGUUUUUUUGAUGAGAAAACGUAGCCUUGCAUUGCAACAAUGGUGUGUCUGCCAGAACCCCCUUUGCGAGGACUCUGUUCAAGUGAAAGAAUGUCUAGAACAAGGCAUACAAGGG
Closterium sp. NIES-67 is the source of this 1039-nucleotide messenger RNA. The record is from the annotation of a GenBank genome assembly. NCBI's taxonomy places the organism in Eukaryota, Viridiplantae, Streptophyta, Zygnematophyceae, Desmidiales, Closteriaceae.